Messenger RNA from Bolinopsis microptera, 3056 nucleotides. RefSeq names its product RUN domain-containing protein 1-like. The record is from RefSeq and is a predicted model, not a curated record. The transcript is spliced from 13 exons. Lineage: Eukaryota; Metazoa; Ctenophora; Tentaculata; Lobata; Bolinopsidae. The coding region runs from base 43 to 2235 and encodes 730 amino acids.
AACAAAUAACCCUUAUCAGUGCUCUAAAGGAGGCACCAGGAUAUGGCAGGUGGUGGCAAGGACUUCCUCUUCCCCUCCCAGAUACUAUCUCCUGAUAGUAUCUGGUGUGUGCCGCCCCAGUCUCCUCUCAUUGCUCCACUUCAGACUGGUUUCAAGACUAUUUGGGAGAAUUCUUCUUCAUCGUCCUCCUCCUCCUCGUCAGUAAAAUCUAACAGUUCCAGUGCCUCGUCUAGAAAAUCAACCCCUUCCUCACUAAGAAGUAACUCCACUGAACUACCCAGAUACUCCCCAGCUGCCAGCCCUGCUCCCGGCCCCCUCAACUGGAAGAGCCCUGUCUCUACACCGGACCUGGUCACUUGUCACGUACAGAGUAUGAAGUACCGAGCAGAGCCCCCCACUCUCCGUGUCAGACCCUCCCCGCUGGAAACUACCUCCCUCAACUUGAACCCUAUAGGGUUAGGGUCCGCGCCGUGUAGGAUGGAGCCUAUUUCUCGCGGAGAGAGCAGCAGAGAGGAGCUGUUUUCUCCGGAUACUCCCAGACAUUCUGUCAGUGGGAUGUCACGUGAUACUCCGAGACAUUCUGUCAGUGGGAUGUCACGUGAUACUCCGAGACAUUCUGUCAGUGGGAUGUCAUCUGUUGAGACUCCGUUAAUGAGUGGGAUAUCACGUGACGAGAAUCAAUCACGUGAUGAGACUGAAUCAGGUGGUGGGAUGUCACGUCACAGCUCUCAGUGUUCUCUCGAAAGUUUACAGUCUUCCCUUUCCGAGUACUGUGGAUCACUUCGACAGCUAGAAGAAUUAGAAGUUGGUCAGGAGUCACUCAAUAACUCCCUCCUUGCACUCACAUCUCACUUUGCCCAGGUACAAUUUCGUCUGAGACAAAUUACCCAAAGUGAGUCAUCUGACAGAGAUGCUUUGUUGCAAGAAUUAGAAAAAUUUGCUUUCACGGGUUGUCAGGACCUACCAAGUUAUGAAGAUGUGCAUGAGUCGAUCUGCAGUACUUUCGAGAGGCGACUGUCGGAGCAGAAGGCUAAGCAUGAGGAGCUUAUAUUUCAGCUGAAGUUUCAGCUUAAAGACCUUGAGCAAUAUGCAAAACAAUCGUCAGAAAUCAAAACCAAUGAGCAAAUAAGAAGACACAAGCUCGUUUUAGAGCAAAUAAAGAACUAUUUAAAGAUCGAUAUCAGUGACCUCUAUAGAUUACCGAGUGAUGAACUACAAGACAAGGUUGAGGAAGCAGUGCAGGACAUGUUAGCGCCAAUUAAAAGUAAGGAGCAGAUGCUCUUCCAGCUAACUACUCAGGUUCAAGAUCUAGAGCGUUUUAUUGAGUUCCUGCAUGGAACUGGCACGACGCCAAACGCGCUGUCGCACGAGAUUCGGCGCUGCACGUGCAACUGUCCGCUGCACGGCGAACCUCACGAAGCACAGAAACUAGCCUCAGUUAAAUCUAAGAAUAUGAGGGCGGACAGUGUCGAGUUUUUGUCGAAGACCUUGCUGAUGUUCCAAGUACUGGUGAUUAACUCCCUGCGUGUUAUCGGGUGCCAGUGGAGAAACCACGACAAAACCCCUACUUAUAUGUGUCACGUGAGGAAACUAGAAGAGUCAGUAGAUAACCUCAUCAGAACCUAUCACAGCUCCACACCUGAAAUUAUACAGGAUUUACUGUUAGAGAUGGUGAGAAGGAAGGUGGCGGUUCCUCUGAGAAUGUUGUUUUCUCACGGACUAAAAUCUCAGAAGAAAGAAAGUCUUGCACUUGUCAGCUGUGCUACUAAAAACAGACAGUUUUCUAAAGGAGUCCAUCCGUGGAACUUGUUCUUAGAAUUCUAUAAGUUACAGCACGGAAAGUCGUUCACGGAGCAGCCUCAAUACCAACUGUCACAAAGUUUCGGGCUGAGAAUACAAAGACAGUCUAUAAACAGCAAGCAGAGUUUGUUGAGUUGUAUCCACAAAGUUAGGGAGUCUCACGAACCCUUUAAACGGAGUAGUGAUGCUAAGUUUAAAGCCCUCAUCGUCCACGGAAUUAAUGACGGAAUGCUGGGUCAGUGGAUAAGAGUUCUAGCGAACAGUGACACACUACAGCAGCAAGUGUACGAACCCUGGAGCUACAUGUCUAAACACGGGUUCAGUGACGCUAUGAUGAUUGUAGAUCGACUGGCUAAUAUAAAGUUCGAUCUACCAACCGACACAGCGCUCAAGAUAUUUCAUGUGCCGGAGAUAACAGAAACUCCGAUAUACUGAUAAGAGCUCAUGAGAUCUAUAACAUGAGAUCUACGAGCUGAUCCGUAACAACUUAUCCAACCAACUGAUCUGAUCUACUAAUCUAAUUCAAUUUGUGAUUUGUUCUUAUCUGUGAUCGGAACUGAACAUUUGAAUUUGAUGGAUCAAUCUGUUAAUUAUAGGUUCCAAUUUAAAUCUUUUACUUGAUUACUUGCAAAUCUAGCUGUUUUCCUUUAUUUUUGGCAUAACCAAAAAUAAAAGGAUAGGUGAAAUUAGAAAUAAAAUUGAUUCCUCUUGCAGGAAUUGAUAUCGAAUAUAUUUAAUGAAAACUUUGAUUUUAUUAGUUAAUUAGAUAUGAAUAAUAGUUGAAAUCAAUACAAUAGUUGAAAUCAAAUUCAAUACAAUAGUUGAGAUCAAUAUAAUAGUUGAAAUCAAUUGAUGAUCACUUAAUUAUAUAUUCUCCGAUCCCUGAUGUUUUGAACGACUUGUGGAUUACGAAACUAAGUGUAACUUCCGCACACCUUAACAGAAAUAUUUAUCUUGUUAACUAAAUAAAUGCGAUGAACGUUUUUUAACAUUUGUAAAAGGAUGUAAUACAAUCUGCGGUGCAGGGAAUAAAUUAAAUUAUAGAUUUACAAACCGCUCAUGAACAUUUGCAUUAAAUUACACGAUUAGUUUUUCAUCUUUGCAAUGUUUCUGAUUCUCUUUUGGCACUAAUUUUGUAGACUUCUUUUUGAUUCGUAUGUUAUGAUGUUUAAGAUCAGGAAAACGGGUAGAUGUUGAAAUAAAAUCUGUACAUAGAGUGUAUUUAGCUUCAUUUUUUACAAAACCACAAAAUAAAA